UAAAGGGGCUGAGAGGCCAAAGCAGGAGGAAGCUGUGGAGACCGGGCAUGAUGUGGAGCUUGCUGUGUCUGACCCUCCUCUUCGUUGGGUGUACCGCUGCUGGAACCCCAGAACCUGUGUCUGAGGAUGUACUGGUGGGCAUUGUGGGGGGUAGCAGCGCCCCACAGGGGAAGUGGCCAUGGCAGGUCAGCCUAAGGAUCUACAACUACCACGCGGCCUCCUGGAUGCACAUCUGUGGGGGCUCCAUCAUUCACCCACAGUGGGUGCUGACUGCUGCCCACUGCAUUCGCAAGAGAGAUGCUGACCCCUCAUCCUUCCGGAUCCAUGCUGGGGAUGUCUACCUCUAUGGGGGCAAGGAGCUGCUGAGAGUGAGCCAGGUCAUCAUGCACCGGGACUAUGUCGAUGCUGGCUUGGGUUCAGAUGUGGCCCUGCUCCGGCUGGAGAACCCCCUGGACUGCUCUACCAACAUCAAGCCUGUCAGACUGACCUCUGGGUCUCUCGAGAUCAACGAGAAGGAUGAGUGCUGGGUGACUGGCUGGGGUACAGUGAGCACGUACGCACCACUGCCUCCUCCCUACCGCCUGCAACAGGUGCAGGUGAAGAUAGUGGACAAUGACCUUUGUGAGGAGUUCUACCACAAAGCCUCCGGCCACCGCAAUCGUGAUCGGAGAAUCAUCCUACAGGACAUGUUAUGCGCAGGCAGUGAGGGCCGAGACUCCUGCUAUGGUGACUCAGGUGGCCCCCUGGUCUGCAGGGUGGCAGGCUCCUGGAACUUGGUGGGAGUGGUGAGCUGGGGCUACGGCUGUGCCCAGAGAGACAUCCCUGGGGUCUAUGCCCGCGUGCAGUCCUUCCUGCCCUGGAUCACUGGUCAGAUAAAGAAGUUCUCCUAAGACCAGCUGCUGGCCUCAUGCUGGUCAGCUGACGACGGCUCAGCUUUCGUUACGAUUCCCGGAUGGCCGUGCAGGGCUUAGGCUCUGGAGCACUGGUGCCCAGUGUGCUAAGCACUAGCUACUGAAGGACACGGCGCUAUUUCCUGGCUUCUUUA
Messenger RNA from Alexandromys fortis (reed vole), 1045 nucleotides. RefSeq names its product serine protease 29-like. Bases 48 to 890 code for a protein of 280 amino acids. NCBI's taxonomy places the organism in Eukaryota, Metazoa, Chordata, Mammalia, Rodentia, Cricetidae. The record is from RefSeq and is a predicted model, not a curated record. Gene Ontology annotation, molecular function: serine-type endopeptidase activity. Gene Ontology annotation, biological process: proteolysis. The transcript has 6 exons.